Plasmodium vivax (malaria parasite P. vivax) is the source of this 798-nucleotide messenger RNA. RefSeq lists its product as hypothetical. Bases 1 to 798 code for a protein of 265 amino acids. NCBI's taxonomy places the organism in Eukaryota, Apicomplexa, Aconoidasida, Haemosporida, Plasmodiidae. The transcript has a single exon. The record is from RefSeq and is a predicted model, not a curated record.
AUGAAUAACUCCUCCACCGUAGCGUCGAACGAGAGUCCCCAAUUUCAGAAGCCCGUGGUUUAUAAAAAUCGGGCCAGAAGCAUCAUGAACCAGAGUGUCAGGAACGGGUCGGAAAGCCAACAAACGGAACAAGGCAAUGGGACGAGCAUCCGGGACAAAAUAAGACGGCUCUUUUCGAGCAAGCAUGAUCAGACCAUAAGAGAUUUGCAGAAAACGAAACUUACAGCCAAUAAAAGCAUACAAGAGCAGGAACCAAGUGAGAGGAGCGUACACGAAUUCGUUCCAACUCAUCAGCAGAAUGUAGAAUGGCAGCCAGUGUAUCGCGAAACUUGUAAGAUAAAACUGCCGGUGGAUGAAAGUGUGACGAAAAUAGCCUUGCCAGAAGAGGUGCUGCACGACUGGGUUGAUAGUCAAAAGAAGGUUGCGCAGCAGUUGGGGCGUAGGCAGAAGGGGGAAGACGUCCAGGAGGAUGAAGACCAGGAGGAUAACAGCCAGGGGGAGGACCUACCCGAGCUUGGCAGCAACUGCCUUUUCAGAAAAAACGGCUCCAAAAAAUCCUGCAGGCUUAACAGCGCCAAAGAUCAGUACUCCAAAUUUAAGUACUAUUACAACUACUAUUUGGUAGACGAGUACCUCGAGUCGCUGGCUGUGUCCCAAAACAAGAGCCUGGACGCCACUGGACUGGACGAGCACGGCCAGCUGUACGACAACGUGAGUUUGAAUGUGAAGCCGAUAAUCGUCUCAAAGCAGAGGCUGGAGAACGGAGUCCCCUACGACCCCUCCAAGUUGCUGCAGUGA